Colletotrichum higginsianum IMI 349063 is the source of this 783-nucleotide messenger RNA. Its product is annotated as Oxidoreductase. Gene Ontology annotation, molecular function: oxidoreductase activity, acting on the CH-OH group of donors, NAD or NADP as acceptor. The transcript has 4 exons. The coding region runs from base 1 to 783 and encodes 260 amino acids. NCBI's taxonomy places the organism in Eukaryota, Fungi, Ascomycota, Sordariomycetes, Glomerellales, Glomerellaceae. The record is from RefSeq and is a predicted model, not a curated record.
AUGGCUCCUAUUUUGAUUGUCGGCGCCACUCGGGGCCUCGGGGCGUCUCUCACCAAGCAAUACGCCGCGGACCCCGCCAACACCGUCUACGGCACGACGCGCUUGAAGGAGGGUCCUGAGGGCUUCCCGGAGAACGUCAAAUGGCUCACCGGAGUCGACCUGACCAACUCCAAGGUCGGCGAGACCAUUGCUAGCCAGCUGAGUAGUGGUGGUUCUAAGCCGCUGUCGACCGUGAUCAUCACGGCGGGCUACUUCGCGACCGAGGACUUCAGCGCCGACAAGGGCCCGGACUGGGCCGAAGAGCAGCGCAUGUACACGACGAGCUCCAUCGCGCCCGUGUUUGUCGUCCACGCGCUCGCGCACGCCGGCCUUCUCCAGGGGGGCUCCAGGGUCGUGCUCGUCUCGUCCGAGUCCGGGAGCAUCACCCUCCGCCACGAGAAGGAGGGCGGCGGCAACUACGCCCACCACGCCUCCAAAGCCGCCCUGAACAUGGUCGGCAAGCUGCUGAGCCUCGACCUCAAGGAAAAGGGCGUCGUCGUCAGCAUCGUCCACCCGGGCUUCAUGCGGACCGAGAUGACCAAGGGCGUGGGCUUUGACAAGUACUGGGACGACGGCGGUGCCGUCACUCCCGACGAAGCGGCCGAGAGUCUCAUCAAGUGGGCGUCACAGCUCGACAUGUCCAAGACCGGCGAGUAUUGGGCGCCGAGAGGCCCGGGCGAUAUUGGCACGGCCGAGCCCGUGCUGGGCAAGGGGCUCUCGACGCCUCUGCAUCUUCCUUGGUGA